Gryllus bimaculatus (two-spotted cricket) is the source of this 2450-nucleotide messenger RNA. The record is from the annotation of a GenBank genome assembly. NCBI's taxonomy places the organism in Eukaryota, Metazoa, Arthropoda, Insecta, Orthoptera, Gryllidae.
CUGUGUCUUGGGAUACGGCCGAUCCUAAGUAUAAGUUUAAAUUAUACAAUAUAUAAAUGUGAUGGCCGGGCUCGGGUGGAUUGAUAUGAGAUUUCUGAAGCAGGGUGCAUAUAUAUACCCCCCACGGUGUUCAUGGUUAACUCGUAUAAUUAUACUUCUGAAGAUAGCUUGUAAUAUUGCACUUGCAAUAGAAAACCAUGCCAACUACUUUGUACGCUUUAUAAGUGAUUUGAGGGAGGAUCGGAUUGAUGAAAGGAUAAUUAAUUAUUGUAGAGAAGUGGUGAAAACUCUGGUCAGAAGCAGGGAGGUUUUUGUAACAGACAAGAGGGCUAAACAUAUAAAUUGGGGCUAAAUAUAUAAAUAUUCAUCCCAUCUAGAGAUCUUAGUAUCAGAUUCUGUUCGCUCAGCUAAUCGAGCUUCAAGCAUUGGUGUUAAUCUUUUAUAAUAUAAGUAAUUAUCCACCCACAUAUUAUAUACACAUUGCUUUCGCCACUGGCCACGACGGAACGUGCUGAAAUCGAGCUCUAUUGCUGGAUGGUUGGUAAUACGAAAAAACAAAACAAAAGAAACAAACGAAGGGCGCAAAAGCACACGGAGGGAGGUAAAGUGGAGUGCUAUUUAGUGGAGUAGGCGGAGCACGCAAUAAUAAGCAAGAUGGCGUUGUUCAUUGGGAGUCUCAAAACUGUAUCGAUCAAAGCGGCGCCAGCUCCACCUCCGAGCACAGAAACUUUUGAUGAAAAGAAUGCAAGGCUCAAAAGGCCCCAAUCUCCUCACCUAACUAUUUACAAACCUCAGCUCACUUCUAUGUUAUCAAUUACUCACAGAAUGACUGGCAUGGCCCUGUGUGGUUACAUGACUGUUUUGGGGCUAGGUUCUUUAACACCCUUUGUGGACUUCCCUUUCUUGGCAGAAUCAAUUGCUAACUUACAUCUGCCAGGAGCUGUACUGUAUUCUGGGAAAGCUAUGAUCGCUUUUCCUGCUGCCUAUCAUUUUAUUAAUGGGAUAAGACACUUGCUUUGGGACACUGGCAGAUUCCUGACCAUCAAACACGUCUACACCACUGGCUAUAUCACUCUUGGUAUCUCUCUUUUAUUCACUGCAUGGUUGGUGACACUAUGAAAAUAGGAAUAUUUUCUAUAUAACAAUAAACACGGUGAGGAGAAUUACUGUUCAAUAUGUUAAGUAUUUAUUUAUAUGUUGAGGAUAUUGUAGAAUUGUAAACAUUUAGGUCUUCUUUUGACCAGAUUCUGGAAUAAAAUAAACAAUAUUUAUUACAGGAUGAAACUUUAUUUCUGUAAAAUAUUCACUUCUUUUGCUUUCCCGAUCUUUUCUUUCACAUUUUAGGUAGAAUACAAAGAGAUUCUUUGGUAAAUCAAAGUAAUAUUCUAAGGAAAAGGUUGCACCAUCAUCUAUUUAAGAACGAGUCAAUCUGAAAACAUGAACUUGCGGUAAUAUUUCAACUCUUCAAUGCUCUCUUUGAUGUCAAAUAACGCUCUAUGCUGCAACUUUUUCUUUGGAGCGUUGCGGAAUGCGUGAGGAGCCCAGCGUCUGAACAGAAACAAUGUGGAUUACAGUUUAUUGUCAUAUGUUUAAUACAGUGAAGCUUCAUUUAAGUAUUUUGCAAGCAACAUCAUAGGACACCGUGAAUAAAGAGUGAAAAAUUCAUUAAAUAUAAAAAGAAUAGCAGUGCUACAGAAUGACACUAACAUGAGAAAUUUGUGUGAAACCUGUUUUUAUAUCCAAGUUUUUCUCAAAAACAGCUCCAAAUUUUUCAAUGAAAUGUCCAUUGAAUAUUUCUGAAAAUGCAUAAAUUUAAUCCAUUUUCACCCAGAACUUUUGAGAUUUAAGGAAUUUUGUAAGAAAAUAAUAAAGAAAGUAAAAAAUAAGGCACUUGUACACAUAAAUGAAAUUUAUAAACAUCGCUUGUAACGUUAAUAUUCAUAAUGAGCAAGAUGCACAAAAGAAUACAUUUGAAUAAUUUUUGAAAAAUCAAAAUACAAGAUGCUUAUGACAAAACAUUCAGUGCAUUUAGGACAUACUUCAAAACGUUCCUUUAAACUUUUUGUGAGACCUCAGAAAAUAUCUUUCAAGCAUUUCUGAAAAUGCAGAAGUUUGAGCUAAGUUUCACACAAAAGCUUUUUGAGCUUUCGAGACUGAAUUGUAAAUAUUAACAAUGUUAGAGAUAUUUCAAAUAAAUUACAUCAUGUAAUUUCUGAUAUAAAAAAAGAAUACUUUUACAGCAAAACAGAAUUAAUGUUACCUUGUAUACCUCAGAACUAUAUGUACAAAAAUAAAUUAACGGCAGUUUUUUGAGAAUCUUUUUUAAUUUACAUAUUUUUCACUCAAAAUAAUGUGUCGUAAGUACAAUAAUUAUUGGUCUAAUUGUGGAGAACAUUUUAUCAGAAGAAAAUGUCCAUCUUCAACAUUCUAGUUGUUGGAGUGAAAAAAUG